CCGCGCCCCCGUCGCCGCCGCCCGCCACUCGCUGCCGCGCCUUCCUCUCGACACGGACAGUGCCAACCGCCCAGAGGAAAGAUGGAUUGGGGCACUCUACAGAGUAUCCUGGGGGGUGUCAACAAACACUCCACCAGCAUUGGGAAAAUAUGGCUCACUGUCCUCUUCAUCUUCCGCAUCAUGAUCCUCGUGGUGGCGGCGAAGGAGGUGUGGGGAGACGAGCAAGCUGAUUUUACCUGCAACACUCUCCAGCCUGGCUGCAAGAACGUGUGCUACGACCACCACUUUCCCAUCUCACACAUCCGGCUCUGGGCCCUGCAGCUGAUCUUUGUUUCCACGCCAGCCCUCCUGGUGGCCAUGCACGUGGCCUACCGGAGACACGAGAAGAAAAGGAAGUUCAUGAAGGGAGAGAUAAAGAAUGAAUUUAAGGACAUCGAAGAGAUCAAAACCCAGAAGGUCCGUAUUGAAGGGUCCCUUUGGUGGACCUACACUACCAGCAUCUUCUUCCGGCUCAUUUUUGAAGCUGUCUUUAUGUAUGUCUUUUACAUCAUGUACAAUGGCUUCUUCAUGCAACGUCUGGUAAAGUGUAACGCCUGGCCUUGUCCCAACACAGUGGACUGCUUCAUUUCCAGGCCUACGGAAAAGACUGUCUUUACUGUGUUCAUGAUUUCUGUGUCUGGAAUUUGCAUCCUGCUAAAUAUCACAGAGUUGUGUUAUUUGUUUGUUAGAUAUUGUUCAGGAAAGUCAAAGAAACCAGUUUAAUGCAUUACUGGGUUACAAGAUUAUAGAUUGCAUAAAAGGAGGGGGCAAACUGCUUAGCUGCCAAAACUCAGCCACCAGCAUUUCUUAAGACAAAGAUCCCCAUCUCCAAGGCCACCAUCUGAAGUCCCAGUAGGCCUCACGUGAAACUCCAGAUGCUUCAGUGGGACUCCCCUACCCCAAAGCUCCCAAACAAAGGCUUAAUUCUAAGCCUGUAUUAAUCAACACUAAAGUUAGUUCCCCUAAGACCCAUGCUGGUGGGAUCUGCUCCUGUAGAAUUCUUUCAUAGCUUAAACAAAGAAUCUCAGCAUUUGUUUCUCCUUCUCUGAGGAGAGGAGAGAUAGGCCCUAGUCCUAAAAAGGAUGCUGAGAAAGUUCAGUGCCUCCCUUAGGGUGUCUUUUGCCAAGUUUCUGGCUAAAAGAUAAACAUGGAGAAUCAUGAUUCUUUUAUUUGCUUUGGAAGUUUUAAUCUGUAACAAUGGACAAAGUUACUUACUUCUCCAAGUUCUGUUGUACAUUCUUUUUUAAAUGACAACGUUAAAAUAAGAUAGUCUUUUGGUCUGAAGAUAUUCUGAAAAACAUAUACAUUGUUCCUAUUUCAAUAGUCCAGAUUAUGAUCUGUACAUGGUGUGUAAUUAGAUUAUAUAAAUUCAUUGAAAAGAUGACUAUGUUAUGAGAAAUUUGCAGCGUGCAGCCAUCUGUGUUAUACUUCACAUAGCAGCCUGUCUCAAAUGCGAUAAACUGGAAGCUGUUCAUGGUGCCUUCUGCCAGCAAGUGGCCUCACUGCAAAAAUUUAAGUAUAACUUUGCAUAAGAAAUAGACUGGAUCUACUCCAACUGCUACCUGCAAAGAGCCUUACUCAGUCCCUCCCUCCCUCCCGUUUGCCUUGGCCAUUCCUGUGGGACACAGUAGACAGCAUCAGAAGAACACUGACUUCAUG
This is a messenger RNA of Jaculus jaculus (lesser Egyptian jerboa), 1698 nucleotides long. It is a transcript of the gene Gjb2, whose product is annotated as gap junction protein beta 2. Gene Ontology annotation, cellular component: connexin complex. Bases 82 to 762 code for a protein of 226 amino acids. NCBI's taxonomy places the organism in Eukaryota, Metazoa, Chordata, Mammalia, Rodentia, Dipodidae. The transcript is spliced from 2 exons. The record is from RefSeq and is a predicted model, not a curated record. Gene Ontology annotation, biological process: cell communication.